AUUGCCCUGUUCAUAUAGCGAUGUUGCCAAUGUCAAAAUUUCUCAAGUGUCGAAUCAGCAAAAAAUUAAUAGCUAUGUGGCUCUAAUGGCGUGUAAAAAAGGUGACGUUGUAUUAGUGACAGGUGCUAGCGGUUUUCUGGGGCAACACAUAUUGAAGCAAUUGCAGAGAGAUGCAACAGUGUCAGAAAUUCGUGCAUUGGAUAAGGUCCCCCUCGACGAUUAUUCAAUUGUUGGAUCCUGCGGAGAUGAUUAUUGUUCGAAGAUUAAUUUCUUUAUCAAUAAUUUAUUGGAUGUGGAAGAAUGUCGCAGUGUUUUUCUCAAUACUGAUAUUGUGAUUCAUUGUGCUGCAUUAGUAUCUUAUGAUUUUCCUCCGAAUUAUGAGGAAUUGCAAAAAAAUAAUGUAGACGCUACAGAAAACGUGAUACAUCUGUGUAUUGAACAAAAUGUACAGCGAUUAAUCUACUGCAGUACCACAGAAGUUACACUGACAUCGUAUGUUAAAUAUGGGAUGAUUGCGAUUGUAAUUUAUCAACAGGAAUCUAAAGUUGGAGUACCAGAGGAUGAGCGUAGGUUGAUGAUGGGGGCGUAUGCUAUAUCGAAAUUGAGAGCCGAAAAGAUAGUGCUCAAAGCCAAUGGACAAUUUCUUUCUAAUGGAACAGAAAAAUUAAAAACAGUCUCUAUCAGACCAACAAUACUCUAUGGAGAUGGAGAUACAACAUUUAUUUCCAGAAUCCUUAAGUAUGGGAAAUCUCGAGGAAAUAUUUUGCCUAGGAUAGGUGGAAAAGGUGGCAAGCAGCAGAUGACUUACGUGGGUAAUGCAGCAUGGGGUUUUAUUUGUGCUAAAAAUACCCUUCGUGACCGGCCUGACUCAAUCGCAGGUCUUCCAGUCAUAAUAACUGAUGACAACGAUGUGAAUGAUAUUGGCAGAUUUUGUGAGAGGAUCACUACAAAAAGUGACAACUACAUCAAACGAUCGUCUUGGUGGAUUCCUCUCCCCAUUUCUUACACAAUCGCUCUAUUUAUUGAAUUCAUUAUGAAUGUCAGCAAUAAGUUCAUCGGGAAAUUGCCAAUAUCGCCUACUAGCUUGAUUUCAUACUUGGGAUCUGUUUUUUUGUACAAUCGUUCGAGGGCGGCGAUUCAUCUCGACUAUUCUCCUAUUUAUUCUUCCCAUGAAUCCAUGGAAUUGUCGAGAAAAUAUUAUCAAUCUCUUUUGACUCAUUGAGCAAUAAUUCAAUAGUUUUGGAAAAUCUGUUGUAACAGAACUGAACUGUUGAUGGAAUAAUAUUGAGAAUAGAACAGGUCUUUUUUGUUUUUUCAUUUUUCGUUUUAAAAAGGUUUUAGGAGUUAUUCCCCCAAUCAAAUAUUUCCCAGACAA
This is a messenger RNA of Fopius arisanus, 1375 nucleotides long. Its product is annotated as 3 beta-hydroxysteroid dehydrogenase/Delta 5-->4-isomerase type 1. The record is from RefSeq and is a predicted model, not a curated record. The transcript has 5 exons. Gene Ontology annotation, molecular function: 3-beta-hydroxy-Delta5-steroid dehydrogenase (NAD+) activity. Lineage: Eukaryota; Metazoa; Arthropoda; Insecta; Hymenoptera; Braconidae. Gene Ontology annotation, biological process: steroid biosynthetic process. Bases 86 to 1222 code for a protein of 378 amino acids.